Molecule: messenger RNA, 621 nt
Organism: Theileria annulata
Lineage: Eukaryota; Apicomplexa; Aconoidasida; Piroplasmida; Theileriidae
Product: centrosome protein (centrin), putative
Exons: 4
Coding region: 1-621 (206 amino acids)
Molecular function (GO): calcium ion binding
Source: RefSeq, a predicted model, not a curated record
AUGGAAUGCGAAUUGCCAACGAUAAGAAAUGAAACCCCGCCAAGUACCAGUACAUUGGUUGAUUUCGUUAACAAUCCUGAGUUUGAGGAUUCGGAUCAAGAGUUUAGCACCGAAGACGUAAACAAACUUCGAAAAAAUAUUAUGAACAGAGCACUAGAAGCUGAGGUGGAAGAAGCGUUUUCAUUAUUUGACAGAAACAAUGAUAAUAAAAUUGAUUUUUUUGAGUGCCAAGCAGCCUUUAAGGCUCUUAGACUUAAUCCAUCACCAGAAAAUAUAAAGGAGUUAUUUAAAGAGGUUGGAAAGGAUGAGAACGAUACACUAACUCCAACUGAUUUUAAAACUUUAAUAGUAUCUCGAAUACACACUCGAUACAGCUCUCAAGAGAUCGAAAAAAUAUUUAACCAGCUCCAGGAUGGAACAGGAAAAAUCACAUUAGAAAGCCUAAAAUCUGCGGUUAAUCAUAUAGGAGCUGACAUUUCAGAUAAUGAGCUUAGCUUAAUGAUAUCUGAAGCCUCAAGCAAGGGAACGUAUAUUCCUUUGGAGGAUUUUGCAAAUCUGUUAAAACGCUCCUGGACUGGCGAUCCAUUUGAUUUGAUAUUUGACUCUGAGUUCCCCUCCUGA